Procambarus clarkii (red swamp crayfish) is the source of this 11515-nucleotide messenger RNA. Lineage: Eukaryota; Metazoa; Arthropoda; Malacostraca; Decapoda; Cambaridae. The record is from RefSeq and is a predicted model, not a curated record.
GAAGAAAGAAGGAGAUACACACAGUGAUUCAAGAAGUCUAUAGGCUGAUAUAGGCCUAAGCUAUAUUCCAGAAGCUUCGAGAAAGACAUCAUGGGCGGCGCCGCCCACCACGCCCCCUCCAGACGCCGCCCACGACCGCCCACAUCCCCAUCGUCCCAGGACGUGGGGAUGGACCUGUCGACGCUGACGGAGAGUGAGCGGGACGCCAUCUUGGCCGUGCUGGAGCGGGACCACCACCUCCGAGAGUACGACCGUCAGAGGAUCUAUCGCCUCAAGACGGAGCUGUCGUGGCUGCGUCGUCGCGGGGCGGUGCGAGUGGACGAGAACGAAGGUCGGUCGUCCGCGACGACGAUGGUGGCGGGAACGACGAGGACGUGCGGGCGGUGUCGUGUGGAGCUGGGGCUCAUCAUCAACCGCGGGGCGGUGUGUAGGGCGUGCAGGCAGAGGGUGUGUAAACAGUGCCGCCACUUCAACGCCAACGGCAGUGACUGGGUGUGUCUGGUCUGCCACAAGCACAUGCUUCGCGACGACGGGUCGGCCGCGGAGGGCGUCCCACGGCCAGGCGGGAGUGAGACGAAGUCGCUCCUUCCAGGUGGGGUCCCCGCGCGUGGACGACGAGUACCCGGCGCCGCUCUCCAGGGAGUCCCUGUCGGGCCAGGUCGCCCGCUACGUCAAGGAACUCGAGCGGGGAAUCCAGAUGACGGUAGAGAACAUGAUGCCUAAGAAGCAGCCGCUGUCCGUCGGGGAACACCCAAGGGCACCUUCUAGUCCCUCCAAAGACUCCUCCCAUUCCGGCCGGAGCCUCGGCCGCCGCCCCAAGGACAAAACCUCGACUGGCUCCCCCAGCGACACCGGCACUUCUAAGGCGGAGUUCGAUGACCGUUGCUCCAACCGGCACUCUGACCACUCGUCCCACCGACACUCUGACACAGCCUCUGACAUCGUUCUCGACGCCGAGAAGAUUCUGCCUGAGGGCGAUGACUACAAACUAGUCUUCAUCAGUUCCGACUCUUCCAAAGAUUCCGAACUCAAUUCCUCCAUAGACUCUGACAACUCUGGGUCGCCCUCGAGACGCGUGUCAAGUGUGAGCGCCGUUAACGACUCCGAUAACGCCGGAUUCAUCGAUGAGAGUGAUUGGGACUACUACGAGUCUGAGUCUCAAGCUGGACGACGUCGGAAAUUGAAUGGUGUCACCCCCCGCGUCGACGCAUGCGUCAUGACGGACGGGGAAUACCUGAGCGUCGAAGCCUCUGAAGGCGAGGACAGCGAGCCCGAGCCCUCCAAGGUGAAGGGUGUGUCACCUGCCCCGGCACUGAGAGUGCCAUCGCCCGCCCACCACAACAGUGGCACCGACAAGAUGACCCAGAAAGGCAUGGGCGCUCCUAACGGCCCUGGCGCGCCCGCCUCCGCACAGCCCCUGAUCAUGCCUCUCACAGCUAUGGACACCAAUGAGUUACACGCAAUGUUGCGCCAAACGGAGGCAGUACAGGCGGAGGCCCAGGCUCUUCAGGCUGCUCUGAUGGGUGCCUUCACUCCGUCAGCGUCCGCCAUGACUGCCAUCUCUGGCGGGCGGAGCUUCAAACGAGGCGACUCUACCCGCAGCUCCGCUGAGAGGUCACUGGGCGAGUUGUCGUGCCACGACCAGGUACGUGCCGCCGGCAGCCCGCACGACUCCCCGGCGCUGAGGGAGUACCGCAAGCGGGUCCUGACUGAGAUCCAGAACUACUACGGUGUCAAUCAAGGCACUACGGUGACCGGAUACAUUCGACCUGACUGGUACAGUUAUCUCACGCAACAUCAGCCCGCCGCCUCUGUACCCCCCGGAUCCUUAUCACGUGUAUCAUAUCAGCGGAGAGAUAAGGGCAGCAAGCAUGCCGCAGCUCGUGACCAAGGGAGCAGUGUCACGGCGGCGCCCACAGCGCCCGCAAGUGCGCGCAAAUCUAGUCGGGAUAUUUGUAUACAAACUGACCCAGAACUCGUCGUGUUGAGCUCCAGCUGUGACGAGCUCACACCUGAGCCUCAAGAGUGCCCCCCUAUUCCCCCCAGGCGUAACGAGCUCACCCCUGAGCCCCCGGUGUGCCCCCCUGUUCCCCCCAGGCGUAACGAGCUCACUCCCGAGCCCCCUGUGUGCCCCUCAGAGUCCCCCAGACGCAACAAACUCACGCCCGAGCCUUCGUCAGAGUCCCCCAGGCGCAACAAACUCACCCCCGAGCCCCCGGUGUGCCCUUCAGAGUCCCCCAGACGCAACAAACUCACCCCCGAGUCCCUGUCAGAGUCCCCCAGGCGCAACAAACUCACGCCCGAGCCUUCGUCAGAGUCCCCCAGACGCAACACACUCACCCCCGAGCCUUCGUCAGAGUCCCCCACGCGCAACAAACUCACCCCCGAGCCCCCGGUGUGCCCUUCAGAGUCCCCCAGACGCAACAAACUCACCCCCGAGCCCCUGUCAGAGUCCCCCAGACGCAACAAACUCACCCCCGAGCCCCCGGUGUGCCCUUCAGAGUCCCCCAGACAACAAACUCACCCCCGAGCCCCAGAGUCCCCCAGACGCAACAAACUCACCCCCGAGCCCCCGGUGUGCCCUUCAGAGUCCCCCAGACGCAACAAACUCACCCCCGAGCCCCAGGGGAACUCUCAAGCAUCAUCAAGGCUCGUGCGGGGUCUUCGCCACACACACUCGCCACAGACCACCGCCAGGCUGUCCUCCCUGACGCAAGGAGUACCGCCAAGGACGCAAGGAUACACGGCGUCCUGCGGCAGCGGUGGAGGUGACGGCGGUGUUGGAGGAGGGGGUGGUGGUGGUGGUGGUGGGGGGGACCGGGAGCGAGAGGGGGAAGAGCUUCCCCCUCACCUGCCGUACCCCCCUUCCUUCCACCUGCACCUCACGCUCAGUCGCGAGACCUCAGUCGCCCACCCGUCCGACACUGAGACGGAUGACAGGCUCAAGGAAUACGACCCGUGUGUUGGAAGUGAGUUGAGGGCGGACUCGGUGAGUGACUUGGAGUGCAGUGAGCGCCUUGAGAGUGCAAGGAGUGAUCCGAAGGAAGAGCAGGAGCGCCAGGAUGGCAGGAGAGGUGUGAUAGGAGGUCGGGGCAGGAAGGAGCAGGAUGGCGGCCGUGGUGGUGGGGGGCAGGAGGUGCCUAGGUCCCCCCGCAUAGCAGCGACCAACACCACACACACACCCGCCUGCCGCACCGCACGCCCACCGCCCCAACCCGCGCCCACCAUGAGUCUCUCACGCCCACACCGAAACCCCACUCGACGGGUGCUCGACGCUGACGGUGAUCUCGACGCCUUGGAGAGAGUUAUCCAGGCGGACUCGAGCUCUUCCUCUGCGUCCGCCCGUGUCCCACACCCCGGCAAGGGGCUGGACACGCCCUCCAGCACUACCAGCGAGGCGGAGGACACGGAUGAAGACGUUCACGUGUCUCGCAGCUACACCAUUGUUCCUGACGAAGUGGAUAGCGAGGCCGAGGGCGUCACAGAGGUCGGGAAUAUCUCCAACAUUAUCGAGAACGAGCAACAGGAUAUUACCUCCUCGUCCUCGGAUGACAGCGAUACCGACGAGGACAAACAUUUCAGUAAGGAGUACAGCCUCACAAGAUCGUCCUCGACGGACUCUGACCUCGAUAAGUCGGACACUGGUGCCCUCGAGGAAAUCACCGUCUUCACCACAUCGUCUCCAGACGUGGACGAAGACGUGGCUAACAUGGCCCAAGGUGUUAAACUGGGCGAGGUUCGGCCAAAGGAGGCCGAGAAGGAUGAAGUGGUGGAGGCUGUGAAUACUGACCUCACCUUAGUCGUGGAGGCGGGCGAGGUGGGGCUGAAGGAGGCGCAGCAGGAGGCGGUAGAAGCCAUCAACGAGCAACUCUGUGAUCUCACCCUGGAACCGGGUUCCCCGCGAUACAAUGAGGCGCAGGUGGAUCUAGGGUCGUCUUCACAUUCUGGAGGCGGCGGGGUGGAGCCUCUGGGUCCUUCUGAGAGGCUCAGUGGUGACUUAAUGAUGACGAGAAAUGUUGAUGAAAUGUGUCAGGUGGACGUGAGUCAAGACUUGGAUGAGGAUGUCCACAGUGUAUUGACCAAGUCCGACGACAGCGGUGGUGCAGUGAUGGGUGAGGGUGAGAGUGGUGGUCAUGCAGUGAUGGGUGAGGGUGAGAGUGGUGGUAGUGCAGUGAUGCGUGAGGGUGACAGUGGUGGUAGUGCAGUGAUGGGUGAGGGUGAGAGUGCUGGUAGUGCAGUGAUGGUGGAGGAAGUUACUAACGAAGGUGGAAAUGUAGUGAUGGUGAAGGGUGACAACAAUGAGAGUGCAGUGAUGGUGAAGAGUGACAACAGUGAGAGUGCAGUGAUGGUGACGGGUGACAACACUGAGAGUGCAGUGAUGGUGACGGGUGACAACACUGAGAGUGCAGUGAUGGUGACGGGUGACAACACUGAGAGUGCAGUGAUGGCGGAGGAAAUUACUAACAAGAGUGAUGAUAGCUUAGUGAUGGUGGAGGAACUUACCACCGUAUUUGACGGAGAAACCCCAGAUAAGAACGUGAGUGCGGCCAGCACUAGCGUAGGAGGUGCUAGCGAAAACAGCACUAUAGGUAUGACUGACUUAGGAGUAACUAGUGAGGUUAGCGGUGUGGGGGUGCAAGGUGGGGAGGGUGCUGGCGCGAGCGAGCACAACACCACCGCCCACGUUACGGCGGUCAGCGCCACCCCCGGAGUGGGUGGCGGGGGCGGCGCCGCCCACCUCCCCACCACCCACUCCGAGCCAACACACGAGUCUCUACUCGACUCUCUGGCCAUUGAUACAGAAGAGGUCGUAGCUGUCUCUGAAACCACGAGUACAGAAGAGGUCGUAGGUGCCUCUGAAAUUGCAGAUACAGAAGAGUUAGGUGUCUCUGAAGUCACAGAAGAGGGCGUAACUGUCUCUGAAAUUACAGAAGAGGUCGUAGCUACCUCUGAAGCCACAGAGGAGGUAGUAGAUGCCACAGAAGAGGUCGUAGCUGCCUCUGAAGCCACAGAGGAGGUAGUAGACGCCUCUGAUGCCACAGAAGAGGUCGUAGCUGCCCCUGAAACCACAGAAGAGGUCGUUGCUACCUCUGAAGCCACAGAGGAGGUAGUAGAUGCCACAGAAGAGGUCGUAGCUGCCCCUGAAACCACAGAAGAGGUAGUAGAUGCUUCUGAAACCACAGAAGAGGUCGUAGCUGCCUCUGAAGUCACAGAGGAGGUAGUAGAUGCCUCUGAUGCCACAGAAGAGGUCGUAGCUGCCUCUGAAGUCACAGAGGAGGUAGUAGAUGCCACAGAAGAGGUCGUAGCUGCCCCUGAAACCACAGAAGAGGUAGUAGCUGCCUCUGAUGCCACAGAAGAGGUCGUAGCUGCCCCUGAAGUCACAGAGGAGGUAGUAGAUGCCUCUGAUGCCACAGAAAAUGUCGUAGCUGUCUCUGAAACCACAGAAGAGGUCGUAGCUGCGUCUGAAGUCACAGAAGAGGUCGUAACUGUCUCUGAAACCACAGAGGAAGUAUUAGCUCUCUCUGAAGUCACAGAGGAGGUCGUAGCUGCGUCUGAAGACACAGAAGAGGUCGUAGCUGCCUCUGAGGUCACAGAUAAAGAAGAGGUCACAGCAGGCGGUAUUACUGGCGAGGCAGCAGCCACAGUGGACGGGACGGGUGCUGCUGAACCUACCUCUCCUGAGGUUCCAGCUGUCGCACAGGAAACCUCUCCUGUGGGAGAGGAGGCUGCCGCCGCGCCAGGCACCUCAGCCCCACUGGAGACAGAUACCACAGAGGACAUACAGCCGCAGGUGUCGGCCCCUGACAUUGUCUCCUGUGGGAGGCCUUCACCUGUCGAAGGUGCCCCGCGGCCCCCUGCGGCCGAGCACGCUAGCGAGAGUAUCGAACAUUGUCCAGGAGAAAGUGAAGGGGCGGAGUACGGAGGCGAGUGUCAGGAGGCGGCAGUAGGAGAGAGCCCCGGACCUGCUAGCACUAGAGUCGACGCCGGAAGUGAACAAGUGGAACACAGCACUGCGGCUCCCAGCUGCGGCCACACGUCAGUAACACAUGCCGCGCCUGCGGGCCCGCACGCGUCAGCCCUUGCUCCCCACACCACCAGCGACGUCAGCAGUGCACCAGCGGACGCGGCGCCGCCUGGGGUGCUGCGCCUCUCCCCCCACCAGGAUAUAUUUGAGUGUUUUAAUACGGAAGUGAAGAGUGUUUGUGCUGAGGGUGACUCCAGUGAGUCUGGUCACUCUAGUGCUGGUGAGAGUGAGGUGGAGGGGGAUGACCCCGGUAAUGUGGUGAAGAUCAGUGUGACGGAGAGACACGACAGUCAUCUCGAUGACGACGGCGUCAGCAUCCCCGUCAGCGUCGUAGGUAGUGACUUCCUCGGGCAGGAGGUGAGGCGGUUCGCAGUGCGGCGGGUACGUUCCCCGGAGCCAGUGCGUCGCCAUACCCCACCUGUGCCCUCACGACGCACCAAGCGAUCCUCUUCUUCCGACGGCGUCUCCUCCUCUUCUGACAUUGAACGUUCCGACGCGGAUGCUAGCGACUCUGCUGACACGGUAGUCGAGGGAGGCAAACUGCACGCUGAGUUGCGCAGGUUCGCGCUUCAGAAGCACCGCCACGACCACGACGACAAGGGUCGUGACUCGGACGGACCGUCGUCGGCUGACUCCGUACUUCACGGCGCCGACAGCGAGUCGCAGUGCUCCGACAACAGCGAGGAGGGGAACCUGGUGUCCAUCGUGUCUGUCGGGGAUGAGGACGACCACAGCACACGCCUGUCGUCGCACGGCAGGAUAUACAUCAGGUCGGACUCCACGGACUCUGAUGUGCAGAUCAAACCUACAUGCAUUGUGGUGACGGGGUCGUCAGGAGCGGAGUCCGGUGAAGACGUCGAGGGUGACGCUGAUGGCAUCAACUCCCAACGUAACAUAAAGAAUGAAGGUAAUGACGUGACCAUCUUAGAGGUGACCAGUGACGCGCGACGUGGCCACGUGAUGUCGGUCCACGUCACGAGUCCGGACUCCUCGCGCAGUGCCUCGCCUGCCAGAAGGAGUCAAGUGAGUGAGUUGCAGUCCAUGAUCUUGACAACUCGCGAACGACAGCAACAGUUCCGACGAUCACCGACGGAGAUGAAGGAGUCGAAUUCGAGUUUAGCCAACUACUUUACCCUCACCUUAGGCACGGACUCUCCUCACGCUCCAAGAAGACUCAACAAAACACCAGAAAUUCGGCGUCGUAAGAUUGACCGCCCUGAAAAUGUCGAGUCUCCAGUCCCUACAAGCCCUGCCAGCCCGUCCCAGACGCCAGACCACUCAGAGGGCGACCUGUUGGCCUACGAGGAGCACCAUGGUAUCGACAUCGAGGAGGAGUACAACAACACACAGGAGUUUGACUCAUGGGACGAUGGGGAGAAAACAGUCAUCUUCCCUGAUGAGGUCGAGUUUGAGGAAGACCUCUCCUUCGACGAGGUCAAUCAGGCGUUCAACGACGGGGACGAGUUCGAGGGUGAAGAUAUGUAUGUCGAGCAGGAAGUUGAUGGGCGAUUUGAUUCCAUCGAGGAUGGGGAAUCCGUCAACAGCGAGUCGAACUACAGUGAGUCUUCUGGUGAUGAAAUCUGUGACCGAGAAGUCGAACUUCGGGGUUACUGUAACCGGGCCAUCGACUUCACUCUUCACACCAUUAUUGAGGAGAGCUGCGAAGAGAGCGACUAUGAGAGGAAGCCCAAGGAAGAGGACGGGGCCAAGGCAGACCCUUCAGAGUUGGAGAAAUACUUUUACUUCGGUCUUGGGAACGGCCCAGCCGACUCAAAGAGGUACGCUAACGAGGAGAGCGAAUACAGUGACACUUUCUCUGAGACCUCAAGUUCCAUCUUCAGUGAAGGAGUAGAUAUUGACUGUAAAUAUGAGGAAGACAUUGAUCCUGCCGAGCUGGCGUCUUCCAGGCUAGAAAAGUACUUCUUGACGGGGUUCCUAGGAUUCGAACGCCAACCGUCCAUCAGGUCCAUGGGUGAGGAGUCCGAGCUUCACACCGACGAAAGUGGCUCCGUCGGGAGUGACUCUGAAGGCUCUCCCAGCCCGGAACAGCCUCGGAAGAAGCUAGUGAGGCGGCCUCGGGGGUUUCGUCCAGGUGUCGUUAACAGAUCGUUGGUGACAGGUGAUCGGUGGGAUGGCGCCCCGAGCGACGGGUCUCACCAUUCUGAAGGCGACGACGUGGACAGGACCCUGGUGAGCGGCGAAGACGAUGGCUCCACCGAGUCAGAAGAGACAGCCUUUGAUAAAGGAGAUGGGCAGUUCGAUACCAUAAAACGAAGAAAAAAGAAAAAGGGCUCUGGAGAUUAUUGCGAUAAAAAAUCCGACAGCGAUAAGAGCGAACUUAGAGCCUUGGAGCAGCACGAAAUUGAGCACAGAGAAGAAAUUUGCGAAUUGAAGAAUUCCGAGGCGCUCAAGUCACUGGUGCACGAAGGAGAAAAAGUUACGAAACGCGUGACAAUUGAGUGUGAUAAAGAGAGCAGAGAAAGGAAUGAUGACAAGAUGGAGAGGGAAGGAGACCUCUCGGACCGGAAGUACCUAAGUCGAGACAGUGGUUUCAUUGGAAGUUCUGACGACUUACUUAAAGAUAAGCCAGAAGACACCAACAAGGAACAGAAGUCUCGUUUGUCCUCGGAAUCCAGCGUCGAGGACGGCGAGAACUCGUCGAAGAGGAACGAUCACUUGCAAGAUGUAUCACAUAAGAAUGUAGCAGGGAAGGGCGACAGCUUUGACAACGACAGCAACAACAAUAAGUCAGAGACCGAGGAGCGUAGCAGCGGAGACGGCAAAGUGUCGAGGUCGAGCACAGGAUCAUCGGUCGACUUCCCGCCCUUCUCCGCCGACAAGGCCAGGAACAAAAUCUGUCGCAAGGAUUCCUUCAACAACUGGAGUUCGGAUGAGGAGACCAAUAUGAUGAUGAACAAGAUGCGCGCCUUCUUCAAGACCAUGAUCUCUAACUCUCGGGACGCUUCCAAGGGGCAGCGAGUCAAGCCACCUCAGCUGCUGGCGUUUGAGGCUAAACUGACCAACCUCAUGAAAACGGUUCCUGGCAUCAAUGACGAACAGGUGAAGGAGAUCGUCGAGUAUCUUAGCUCUGAGGACACUUGGAGCGACUCGUACGACUCUUCAGAUUACACCAGUAGCGACCUGGAGGGCGCCUAUGCGCUCCUCGACCAAGCCGACCCGGAGAUGAGAAGCGACUUGCAGGAACAGAUCUCAGCUUCUUGUCAACAAAUAAUUCAAAAAUUCGAUCAGAGUCGCGAACCAAGUGACACCGACAGCGCUCACUCGCUCUUCGGUGGACGAGCGUGUUCUGAGAGCUCUGAAGACGCUUCCCCCUCCAACAAGGACACCGUUUUCGUAUAUCAGCGACUGAUGUCUUCCAUCUCCCGACUAAAGCCAGACAGCGACCGGGGAAGCAUUGGGUCCGGGUCUCAGGGCGCCUCCCCGCCCCUGCUAGCCAAGGUCAUGCAUCACAUCGGCAACCGCCUGGUGGCUCUCAUGCACGAGGUGUCCGGCGGCAGUGAGAACGGGGACGACGACUCCCUCAGCGGCGGCCAUCCUGUUACUUCCAGUCCCAAAGUGCCUCUCUUCAUUCACAGAAAACAUACGUCUGUCGAUUCCAUAUCUAUCGACUCCUCGGUCGAAAAAAGCUCACUAACUAGUACCAGCUUUGAGUCAGAAGACAGUCCCACCGACACAGAGCAGUCGCCAGAUUCUGAUCCUGGCACUCCAAAAGCUCGAAAACGGCAGGGGCCACUCUCCAUCAUUAGCGAGCGCUCCUCGGCUGAAGAUUUCACAUCUUUGGAGAGUCAACGUACUGUGUUCGCCUCGCACGACUCUCCGCGGCACCAGACUCGCCUUGACACCGCGCGACCUCAACAGAACACAGCAUCUGAGCGCACUCUUGAGGAGCGAGGAGUUACCAACAUCCAGUACUUCGUGACAGGAAUCAGCAAGAAUGAAGUGGAAGUCUGGCAAAGUGUAACAAUUGACGAGGACAAGUUCGACGCCCGCGAGCUGCACGGUGUGCCUAGAGCGCGUCGCAGUGCCAGACGUCAAGAGACCAGGAAAGCCAAGAGUCACAUGAGUCUGGAGAAAAUACACCAAGAGGAAGUUAAGGCCACAGGUGAGAGGUCAGAGUCUCUUGGUGAUCUGCUGGACCGCGUCCGGUCUUCAGAAUUCUCGAGCAGCUACGAGCAGCUGGACUCUGACUCCACACUGAAGGCGUCGGACUCCCUGGACCGACACAUUGGCAGUAGUUCCUCAAAUAUACGUCUGAAUGCUUCCAGCCGCGGGUCCCUCACCACCAGCAGCCGGGGAAGCCUGGCAGCAUCUAGUCGAGGUUCCUUAAACGCCGGCUCGCGAGGCUCCCUUCAGGGGUCUUCCGGUCCCGAGGAAGAGGAAGAAAAGAAACCCAAGAAGUUAAAUUUCUUCCGGUAUGCUCGGCGGUCGUCUAUGCCGGACACGAGCAAGGACCGGAUGUCGCCCGAAGUUCGCUCCACAACUCUACCUCGAUCCAAUCCCACCCAAGUGGCCUCCACGGCCUCCUUACCCAGAUCUCAGUUCGCCCUGCUGAACAAAGUUACUCCGUCCGUCACCCCGUCCACACACGUGCCCUACGCGUCCCCUCCCUCCACCUUGGAGAGAGCAGGGUUGUCUGUGUCGGGGCCUCGGUCAGCCCGCUACCACGCCCCUGGCUACCGACCACCGCCCUCCACCACUACGCCCAAACGCACCGUCUCCAUCCCUGGUCUCGCCUCCCUCAGGAAGGACUCGACGAGCAGCUGGUCACCUCAAGAUGAGUACGGGGCGGAGGGCGCGGGCGGCCACAAGAGCGGGUCGCCGUCCCCGCUGGUGGCGUCGGGCGGGAGGACCUCUGGGCGGGACUCUGUGGCCUCUCAUCUCUCCUCCUCCACCGACACCUGCCUCACCCACCCUGACGAAGACAUCGAACGACUCCUCCAGUUUAACGAGAAGAAGGUCAAUUGCCUCACCCCACUUGGAUUGACCGUCUCUGUGGGGCCGCCUCGCCUCCCCACCUCUUCCUCUCCUCCACCCCCACUCCCCACCUCCUCCCCCCCUCCCCUCUAACCACUUUGGCGGCGGUCAAAGGCCUAAUGAUUCAAGUCCUGUCUUGCCACAGUAACUAUAGUGAGCUUUGUAGUGUUCAUCUUGGCCGCCAUUUGAGCAGCGUGUAUACAUGGAUGCAAUACAUGUAUAAUGUAUGGAUGUGUCAUACUUAAAUAGGUUUAAGUGCAGCACGUGUACACGUAGUAACAUUGUGUGUUUUAUGGUGAUAUGUUGCUUAUAACACGUGUUUGGUCUGCUUGCUUAGUGGUUUGUUAUUGUGUAAUGGUGUGUGUUUGUGCUUUGUUAUAGUGUUUGUGUUCUAAUUCUGACCUCGUGCUUGUUUGGUGUUCCGCCUGCACACUCCCAGGUCACCUGGGAGUGACCUCCCCCCCAUGCGGCGCCCUCGCCCACGCUAAACACACA